AUGCUUCAUAUUAUUCAAAUAUAUUUUACUAAAACAAUACAUAAUAAUAAAGAAAUAAUCAAAUUUAUCGAAGCAAUUCAAAUUAUAUUCAUUGAAUUAACUGAUGAAACAAAUUAUUUCUAUAAAAAAAAUCAAGAUAUUCCAUUUGUUAAUGAUUUACUUGAACAUAUUAAAAAUUCAAUUUAUUUAACUUCUUCUUCAUGUUUACUUCAACCUAUAUUACCUUCAUUAAAUAAAAUUCCAUCGAUUCUUUAUGGAUUUCUUGAUGCUAAAUUUCUUUCAUAUUUAUAUAAUUUUGCAACACAAGAAAUAUCUAAGAAGAAAUCUUCUGAUAUUGAAGGUAUUCAAUGUCCAAUAGAUAAUUUAUCUGAUGAUAAAUUACCAUUAAUACAAGCAUUUGAAAUAAUUCUUCUUCUUUCUUUUCAAUCUUUAUAUGAUCAA
Messenger RNA from Rotaria sp. Silwood2, 441 nucleotides. NCBI's taxonomy places the organism in Eukaryota, Metazoa, Rotifera, Eurotatoria, Philodinida, Philodinidae. The record is from the annotation of a GenBank genome assembly.